Molecule: messenger RNA, 6915 nt
Organism: Pseudophryne corroboree (corroboree frog)
Lineage: Eukaryota; Metazoa; Chordata; Amphibia; Anura; Myobatrachidae
Gene: TRPA1
Product: transient receptor potential cation channel subfamily A member 1
Exons: 29
Coding region: 233-3631 (1132 amino acids)
Biological process (GO): monoatomic ion transport; transmembrane transport
Cellular component (GO): membrane
Molecular function (GO): protein binding; monoatomic ion channel activity
Source: RefSeq, a predicted model, not a curated record
CUGUGAAACCAAGCCUUUUAUUGCUGGAGUUCUGAAGACAGCUGGAGAACGGGACAUUAACCAGAGACUACAUCACACAGCAUCUUCUAGACAAUGGGAUCUCCUACAUCAAUAGUGAAUAACAACUGAAGACUCCGUCUGCCUUAGAGGAUACAUUUCUCAGAGGUUCCAUACUGUGAGAAACCAUCAUACAGAAAGAACAAAAUAAAAUUUCCAGAUCUACAGUGCAAAUAUGAGGAAGUCUAUUAGACGAAUGUUUAAGCCUGCAGGGGAUAAGGACGACAGACUAUAUGAUGGAGUGAUCCUGCGAUCUGACAGUUGCACCUCAGUGCAGGACGACCCACAGUUAAUAUUCAAGAUUAUUCAAGAAGAUGUAAACCGUGUCCGGAGUUUCAUACUGAAGAAUCCUGCAACUCUGACAGCUAGAGAUGAUAUAGAGGGAACCCCACUACAUUAUGCUUCAAAAUAUGGCAAUUUAGAGCUGAUGUUGAUGAUUAUCAAUGAAACAUCUGAUGACGCCUCAGUCCUCAAUGCUGUGGAUUAUAAAGGCUGUACACCACUACAUUGGGCUAUUGUGAAAAACCAGAUUGACAGCGUGAAGGUCCUGCUGAGUAGAGGAGCGGACCCGAACAUACUGAACUACUACAGGCUGUCUCCUCUGCACGCGGCAGUCCACUUGCAUCAUAACAGCAUUGUCGAGGUAUUACUCAACCACAAUGCUACAAAUAUUAAUCUGGAAGGUGAUCUUGGGAAUACACCAAUUAUGCAAGCGUGCGCUAAAGAUAAUUCAGAAGCAUUAUUAAUGCUGUUUAAUCAUGGGGCAAAGCUGUGUAAGAGAAAUAAAAUAGGAUGCUUCCCAAUACACAUGACUGCAUUCGCUGGGUCUUUAAAUUGCAUGGAUCUGAUUCUAAAGAAAGGCGAAGAACUUAAUUUUAGCAUUGAAGACCACAUAAACUUCACAGACAACGAGAAAAGCAGUCCGCUUCAUGUGGCAGUUCAGAAUGGACGUUUGGAAAUCGUGAAGGCUUGUAUUGGAUAUGGAGCAAAGAUCGAUCUCAAACAGGUAAAUGACAAUGCCACUGCUCUUCAUUUUGCUGCUACUCAAGGGGCUACUGAAAUUGUCAAGUUUAUGGUCUCAACUUACACUGGUGAGAAGAAAAUUGUGGAUCUGCCAGAUGGAAACAAUGAAACGCCACUUCAUAAAUCUUCAUUGUUUGAUCAUGUGGACCUGGCAGAGUAUUUAAUAUCAAUGGAAGCAAAUAUUGACUGUGUGGAUAACGAAUUACGCACGCCCCUUCUCUUAGCCACUUCAUGUUCUGCUUGGAGAACUGUUAAUUUACUUCUUGAAAAAGGAGCCGAUGUAAAACUGACAGAUAACUUUGGACGGAAUUUUCUUCAUCUCACGGUAUUGCAGCCUGGAGGCUUGAACAAUAUCAAAGGUGACUUCCUGCAGAGGAAGGACAUCAAGGAACUUGUAAGCGAUGAAGACGCAGAUGGCUGCACCCCUCUACAUUACGCCUGUCGCCACGGUGUCCCAAAUUCUGUGAACAAUUUGCUUGGUCUCAAUGUGUCACUGUAUUCCAAGAGCAAGGAUAAAAGAUCAGCUUUGCAUUUUGCAGCUUGCUAUGGACGUUACAACACCUGUGAGAGGCUCCUGAGGUUUGUGCCAGACGCCAGGCUACUCAAUGAUGGAGAUGCUAAAGGACUGACUCCUCUGCACUUGGCUGCACAAAAUGGACACGACAAAAUAGUUUUCCUCCUGCUGAAAAAGGGAGCCCUCCUUUUAAGUGACUAUCGUGGAUGGACAGGUUUACACUACGCUGCCUUUGGUGGCUUUACUCGUACAAUCAAGACUCUUUUGGAUACAUCUACUUCCCUUAUGGAUAAAGCAGACAAAGAAAAGAACACAGGACUUCAUAUAGCUGCCCGAGAAGGACAUUCCAAAGCAGUUGGUCUUCUGCUGGAAAGCGGGGCAGCCAUCACAUUAAAUGCAAAUGAGGCUUCAUUCAUCCAUGAGGCAAUUCGUGCAGGAAGAAAAGAGGUGGUUUUUACUGCAAUUCAGAGUGAACGGUGGGAAGAAGUGUUAGUAACAUUUUCCCAUUCGUCUGGAUACAAGUGUCCCAUUCUUGAAAUGGUAUAUCAUCUGCCAGAGAGCCUAAAGAGUCUUUUGGAUAGAUGUAUGACUGAAUCACCUGGAGACAAAAAGAAUGCAAAUUUCUUUAUUGAAUACAACUUCCGGUAUCUACAAUGUCCUCUAAGCUUUAAGAAGAAGAAGCAAGUAGAUACCAACGUCUACUAUGAACCUCUGGUCACUUUAAAUGCCAUGGUUCACCACAAGCGCGUGGAGCUCCUCUCUCACCCAGUCUGUAAAGAAUACCUGCUCAUGAAAUGGAUGGCUUACGGAUUUAAGGCGCACCUCAUUAACCUUCUAAUUUACUCAUUCGGGCUUAUUCCUCUAACUCUCUUAAUAAUGAACGCUGUGCUACCCAAAUCCAACAAUUCAACUGCAAGUUUAGAGCCAUCAGAACUUGAGACAAGACAUGAGCCACUACAACUUCAGGACUCAUAUUUCACACGCAUUUGCAUGAGUAUUGUGAUGUUCAUGAGUAUUCUCGGGAUUUUGAAAGAGCUUGUACAGAUGGUCCAACAGAAGCUGAAGUACCUAUUAGACAGCAGUAAUGCUCUAGACUGGAUAAUUCAUAUUUCAAGCAUUAUAUUUGUAUCAUCUUUGUGUAAAGAAUCUCUCUCUAUGUCUUUCUUGCAAUGGCAAGCUGGAGCCUUUGCCGUAUUCUCAUCCUGGGUCAACUUUUUGAUUUACCUUCAAAGAUUUGAAACAUAUGGAAUCUAUAUUGUAAUGUUUUGGGAAAUUCUGAGAACCCUGGUGCGAAUCGUUGUUCUGUUCUUUUUUCUGAUUUUGGCUUUUGGACUAAGCUUCUUCGUAAUUCUAUAUCCCCAGACAACAUUUAGCAACCCUUACCUUGCCUUAAUGCAGACGUUCACUAUGAUGCUUGGAGACAUUAACUAUCAAGAUGGUUUCCUUCAACCUAUGCUUGAAAAGCAGCUUGAAUACCCAUUUUUAACAUAUGUUCAUCUAAUUAUAUUCACUCUGUUAAUCCCAAUUCUGUUGAUGAACUUGCUUAUUGGUCUGGCUGUUGGCGACAUUGCUGAAGUACAACGGAAUGCAGCACUUAAAAGGAUUGCAAUGCAGGUGAGUCUCCACACAAACUUAGAGAAGAAACUUCCAUACUGGUUCUUGAAGCGAGUGGAUCAAGUCAGUAGCAUUGUGUACCCCAAUCGUCCAAGAAUCUGGGGACUUGCUAUCAACUCAAACUUUCUUACUUAUUUCCUGUCUUGCGAAGACUUCAAAGCUGAAAUCCCCAACAAUGAUACAACAUUGGAAGUGGAACUUUGGAAGCAGAAGAACAGGCUGAAGGAUCUGUCCACAAUUAUGCAAAAGCAACAUGAACUUAUCAAACUGAUCAUUCAGAAAAUGGAAAUUGUAAAUGAGGCAGAAGAUGAAGACAAUCAGGAUCUAUUUAAACACAACAAACCAAAGAAAUCGAUGGAACAAAAAGAAAGCAAAUGGGAAUGUGUAGUGAAAGCCAUGAAGUGCAAAAAUGGAAGUGAAUGACAUAGUAUACAUUUGCAUGCGGAAACAAAGAUAAAUGGCAGUUGGCAUCCUACGUCUCGAAUUGCGUUGUGUACUUCUCAGUAGGGCUAAUAUGUUUGAACAUGAUCUAUAGAAGACCUUUUUGGAUUGUGCCCAUUAGAGUUGUUUUCUUUUAAGAUUUGUAGGAGGAUAGCAUAGAGAACUGAAUAUCAGAUUCAUUCUUAAAUGGUACUUAUUUUGCUAUUUAAAGAAAAAAUCCUCUAUGUGGGAUUUCUGCUUUAAGAUCUUAUUUCUCCAAAUCCAAAUUUACUGUGGAUUUAAAAAAAAGUUUUAAUAAUAAUUUUAAGAACAAUUUGCAUUGAUAUACUUUUGGUAAAUGUGCAAUAUAUAUUUUGUCUUUUGGAAAUCGUGUGUAGAACAUUUUAAUGUAAAAUUCAAUAAUAUUGUAGAACUGUAUGUAUACAUUAGAUGUUAUAGAUCUGGAAUAUAAAUGGUUGACUUACGUUAAUUACAUUUGUAUGUUUGUAUGUAUUCAUUAGACUUUCAUGCUCAUUGUAAAAGCAAUUUUCAUAUUUGAUAGUUGGAGGUGAGCAACACCUGCCAGUACUCCAUGCUUGUACACAUGGGUGAGAGUUUCCCUUCCCUCAGACCAGGAUUCCUCCUGUUAUUCUGAUGUUACUUUCCAGAAAUGACCACAACAGCUUCCUAACAGGGGCUGCCGUUAAAGCUACAUUACUGUAUUACUGUAUUGGAAAAAGAAACACAGCUCCAUAAGGGACCCACCCAUAUCAGUAUAUUAUUCUGGGAUGUAGGUGGUGUGAAUAACCCUUUAAAACAAUAUCAUACCUAUGCCAACUCUUCCAAUUCUUCUCAGUGAAACUUCUGUAAGGUGUCUACUUAAGAAGCCGCUGUUGAACUUCAGUCUGAGGCACUAGUGUAACUUUUUUGCCAAGGACAACACAUGUGUUUUAUUUUUCUGUAUCAUUUAUUUUUUUAAAUAAUGUAGACAAUAGUUUUCCUUUGAACAUAAAAAAAUUCUUGUAGUACAAGUAGCUGUUAUCUUGUUCUGAGUAUUACUCAAAUUGUAUCAUUUUAUUAAUAAUUUAAUACGUAUUUUUAAAUUACCUAUACACAGGUUCAUUACGUAGACAAUAGUUUUCCUUUGAACAUAAAAAAUUAUUCUUGUAGUACAAGUAGCUGUUAUCUUGUUCUGAGUAUUACUCAAAGUUUAUCAUUUUAUUAAUAAUUUAAUAUGUAUUUUUUAAAUUACCUAUACACAGGUUCAUUACGUACAUUGAAAAAAGGCCCUUAUCCAUACCGAAAACCUCAAAAUUAUGAAAAAUUCAGGAACAAUAUUACUGUAAUUUAACUAUCCUAAAAUAAUAUUGUUUAAGCACUGUAGAAGUGUACUUGCCUUUCCUUGAAUGUCUGAAGAGUUUGGUUUUCUAGGAAAUAAUUUAGAAGUUGUUCAAUUCAAAUUUUCUGGGUUUGUGAAAGUCAGUUUCAUAUCCCGAGUUAUAGACAUGAACCAUUUACUAAACAAAUUGAAAACUAUCAUGUGAUUGGUCAUUAUGGGCAGUAAAUGUGUUCCUGUUUACAAACAGCAUUCAGCAUAUGCAUUACUAAAGCUUUCUCUUAGCUCUGCACCGUCCACUUUGAUAGAUGUAAUCACGGCAGCUUCUCAUCAACAUAAAUAGACAAAGUUAUCUUUUACAUUUGGGCAGACUAUUUGUCUCAUAUUGAUAAACAGGAUCAUGCAGAGCAGAUAGUGCUCGUCUAAUUUAUAGACAUGUCUGAAAACAUUCUAGUGUCAGGUCCAUUUGCCAAUAUGUAUCAUACUUGCCGACUUUUAGGCUGCUCUCUCCGGGAGAGAGCAGCCAGGUCGGCUCAGCAGGGGGGCGGGCAGUGACGUAAUGUGCAGAGGGGGGCAGGCCAGAGGUGGGACGGGGGCAUGGCAGAGGCAGGAUGGGGGCGUGGCUGCGUGAUCGCGUCAUGUAAGUUACACCCCCCGCUGUGUAAUGCCGCUAUUACUGCCAUUAUACAGCAAGGGGCGUGGCUAUGAUGACUCGAUUCAACAAGAAUCACGUCAUCGCCUGCCCAGACCACCCACUUUCCUCGCUAAGUAGACAGCCGGGCAGAGGGGACCCCUGAAAUCGGGAGACUUGCCUGCUCUUCCGGGGGGGCCGGGAGGGUCACCCGAUUUUCGUGAGCCUCCCGGCCAUUCCGGGAGAGUAGGCUAGUAUGAUAUGUAUAUGACCAGUCUUAUGUGUUUUGUCCCUGAUUUCCAGGCAUAGUACAGUAUAUGCCUUUAAACAUUUUUUGUCCCCGGAUAUGUCCUUUUUGUUUUGAAAUAUAUUUUUUAUUGAUUAUAAAAAAGAACAUACAACAAACAGCAGACAAAAGUCCAGAAACAACAGAAACACAGCAAAUAAGAGCUGGUAUACAUAUACAGAAAUAAGUAUAAUGGGUUAUAGCUGAGGACAUAGCAUGGACUCAACAGUGUGCAGAAGAAGAAAAAAAGCAGAAGAAAAAAAUGAGGGAGGAUAUGUCCUAUUUUUCAAUAAUGAUUUAUGGUGGGUACACACUGACAGAUAUAUUGCCAAUUCCAUUGACCUGGCAACAUAUCUGUAGUGCAUCGGUGGGUGUGUAUAGACGAUAUGCCUGUGAACAGUGUCGUUCACAGGCAUAUCGUGUCGUGACUGCAGCACAGCCGAUGUCUGAUAUAUACUGUAUGGCUGUGUAGACUUACACUUGCUGCAGGGCCCGCUGGUGAAUAACAUCUUAGGGCCCAUGUGACCUCUAUUUAUGUUCUCCUUCUCCCCUUAUACACUUAAAAACUCCCCAGAGCAUAGCUGUUACUGAUUUUCCCAGCAGCCCCAAUGUGAGGAUGUCGCAAACAUUAUUUCUGCCCUCUGGCCAUCUCAUGCCUUUUCCACCACAGAUUAGCACUAAUUAAUACAGUGCAUAUUAUUUACAGCAGCCGUGGUCAGUUGCUUAUGUCUGUUUCAGGUAAUAAAGUAGACAUAUAUGUCAGACUUAUUAUGUCACAUACUGUAUAGCAGUUAAUGCUGUGUAAUGACUAAAUUGAUACAUUUUGCUAAUCUAAACCAGGGGUGGGCAAUAAGUGGCCCUCCAGCUGCUGUGCCACCCUUGGUCUAAAGUAUACUUGGUUAUGUUGUUUCUUUCCAUAACUGCAGCUACAGUACAUCAAUGUUAGGCAGCUGAUGUAAGUUCAUGUAUAUACAAAAUCAAGGUAUUGUGAAAAGUUAUGUUAAAAGUAAAUAAAAAGUCUGAUUUGGCACAAA